AUGCGCAGAAAUGAGCUGAACUAUCAUCUACCCAUUUUUCUUGCACUUUUUUCCGUUCAUAUUCCAUGCACCUAUGCCAGUGGUGAGUUGUUUUUUUCAAUGAAAAUUGAAUGAAACAAGAUAGGAGUGACAUAUUUUUCAAAAAAGAAGAUUAAAGUGGCGCAUUCAUGUUCGUCCACGAGAAGUACACGGCGAGUGGAGUUUUCUAGUCCGCUGGCCGCCAAAUCUCGUUUUGGUGUCCUCGAACGUUGCUUAACGCGUGCCCGGACGCAUCAGAAAUGGGAAAUUCGCUCGAGGUCGACGAGUGGACUGGCGCAAGGAGUCGUGCUCGAGGAGCUGACGGAAGACGACGCUUCGGGGCAUGAAUAGGACACAAAAAACCCGAGAUAUCCGAGUGCCGCACAAAAAAUCGAUAAUCUGCCAAAAUUCCAGGAAUUCGAGACUUUGGAAGCAUGAAUGUUCUUCUCUUUAAAAAUAUGUUACUUUUUUUUAGUGCACGAUACCCUUUAAACAACUGUUUAAUACAGAAAUGGAUUGCAGAAGACGUAGCCUUGCCACCAUCCACUUCCAGUGAAACAUUCCUCACCGAUGACGACUUUUUGAGGCCACUUAACGGUGAGAUUUUUUUAUUUUAAAAGCAAGCCGAAAAACAAAGUAUGACGUUUCACAAUGUUCUGAAAAGAAAGUGCACAUGAGUAGUCAGUAGUCGAUAGACAAGUGAAAAUAACGAUAAAUUUUUCGGAUAGACCAAGUGGGGGGUCUAGAAAAAAAACUUUUUGAAACCGUAAUCUUCCCCCAUUUCUUGUCUCUCUCCCAAACUACAGUAAUCCUUGACUUUGAGAUCGUAACCAAUAAUUUGACUAAAAAAGUUACAACGACACAUUGAAAUAGUGAUAGUAACCCCUAAAGAUCAUGAAAACAUGAAAUGAAAUGGGAUCUGUAGACAAACUUCCGGAUAUUAUGAAUAUUAUCCUCUUCGCCGCCCGGCCUCUCUCCUCUUUUUCGUCUCCAAUUCCAAACUAUUGUCCUGUUCAGUGUCUCGACCGGAAAAAGGCCGAAGACGGACUCAUUGAGCCCCCCAAUUAACACUUGUUUUGUUUGAUUUUCGGCCGCUGUUUGCUCCUCCCGCAUUUCUGUUUGUUCCUCCACUUUUUCAACACUAUAUUGGGUUUCAAUAGCCUCAGAAACAGACAGAAAAAGUUCAGAAAACGGAAUGGGGGGGGGCCAUUUUCCUGCUUUUUUCGUUAUGCUCAUCUGCUCAUCUUUGCAGACGACGAAACAUUUUUGACGGAGACGGAUUUUAGAAACGGCGAGAAAUUGCGGGAGGACGACGUGGCGGCCGGAUCGAUUCUGUGGAGACAAGUGUUCAAAAAGGGGGACAUUCGCGGAAAGGCCGCCUGGAAAUUGGUACGUUUUCAGUUUUUUUUUACUCUACAAUAUCUGUUUCACAUUGUGUAUGAAAUCCUUAUGAAGUAAACGUUCUGAAAACCAUCUCGACAUUAUGAACACUUUGAAACACAUUUUUUAUUGAGUUCAUUUCUAACCCCUAAAAUGACGCGAAACAACGCCAAUUUCACGGCCCUCUUUUUUUGUUGCAAACUUCUAUUUCACAACAUUCAAAUACUUUCACUCAUUUGACACACAAGUACAUCAUUCGGCCGAAAUGUGAGUGUACAAUAUCAUUGUCACUCGCAACCAGACAAACUGACGUUUAUACCCCGGGAAACCGGUUACCACUGGUUUAGGCGCCCCCCUCUUCUUCUUUUUUUUUUGAAAAAAAUGCGGAAAACAGACAAAGGGGCCGAUUUUUUUGGAUUUGUUUAGAUAAACAGACGUCAAUUUGAAACCGCUCGACACUUUUGUUGGGUAACUUUGUCAAUUCUUGAAUUUUAAUCUGAAAAAGUGUCUAUGAACUGUUGAAACCAAUAAAAACUCGAAUAGACCAGGUACAAUUUUAACUUUCAGGACCAGAAGAACGCUGAGAAUCUGCGUCGGAACGGAGUGAUCACGGGAACGAGAAAAUGGCCGAACGGACGCAUUCCCUACGUGAUUUCCAAUCAAUACAACGACAGGGAACGUGCCGUUUUGGCCAGGAGCUUCCAGGUUUUCGUUUCCGCAGUUAUGCAAAUCUGUUGACUUCUGAGCGUGAUUCGUCAAAUGACUAUUCCUGCUGCGCAAUGGAGUAUAAUGAUUUUCUGUAAAACUGAACAAUAUUCAUGUGUUACUUGAAAGUGUAAAGUUUACUGUUCAAGUAGUCAAACUCGCUCAUCCGUUCCGUAAACAUUUACAUAAAAAGAGAACAAAUGAGGGCGCAUUAACAAUAAUGACAAUAUUUGAAGGCGUACCACGAGAAGACGUGCGUCCGAUUCGUGCCCCGAACGGCCGUCGACAACGACUACCUCUACAUUGGCAAAAUCGACGGGUUUGGCCUGAAAAGUUCAAGUUUUACACUGAAAAUCGAGAAGAUUUGCAGAUGCUAUUCGGACGUCGGAAGGGCCGGUGGCAGACAGGAAUUGUCGUUGGACAACGGCUGUUUACAGGUUUCUCUUCUUCACUUUUUUGAGUUUUUGCAACUAUAGUAGCACUUAACGCGAAUAAUUAUGUACCCAAGAAGGAUGUAAGGUGAUCCAAAACCUAGAUAACUUCAAAACAAUUCUUUCCUCGCAUUUUUUUAAGCAUUUUUCAAGUCGAGACCGAAAAGUGAUUGCAGUACGACACGGCGAUCCACGAACUGAUGCACUCGGUCGGCUUCUACCACGAACACGAGCGAUGGGACCGCGACGAGCACAUAACCAUCCUCUGGCACAACAUUGAUCGCGGUCAGACCCCGUUUUUCACUGUUUCAAAAAGUCGUGUUUAGUGAUACACAGUCAGUCAGUUUUAAGUGUUUAAUUCGCUUCCCAUAUUUUUGGGCAAGAAGGCGCAUUGCGGCGCUGGAAAGUUCCGUCCACGACCUUCAUCGAAGCCGCUUCCGAGCGUUUGCUGGGGGGCCUAGGAGUUUUCUGGGCCACGGCCACGACUUUAACUGAGAGUUGAGAAUGUUUCCCAAAAAGAGCACCUGGAAAUUAACGUUUCUAAACUAAAGCCGUACUGAAACGGAAAACAUAUUCUUCAAUGUUUCCCAACAAAUCCUAAAAUACUCUUUCUCGUUUUCAGAAGCGUACGAUCAAUUCGGAAAAGUGGAUUUGGCGGAGAGCUCCUAUUACGGUCAAUUAUACGAUUAUUACUCAAUCAGUCAGUUGCCUGCUUCUAAUUGUUUCGAACAAAUAACGUUUCAGUGCACUACGAUUCGCUCGCGUUCUCCAAAAACGGAUUCGAGACGAUGGUGGCGAAGGCGCCCGAAAUGACGGCCGUUAUCGGCGCGGCCAUCGACUUCAGCCCGGUUCGUGUCAAAUAAACGUUUUCGGGUUACUGUAGUCCAGUGUUUGCACACUUUCAAAUCAGCUACCGUACCCCGUUUCGUCCGAGAAGAAUAGAUGAACAUUGUUUUUUUUCUCAGAUCGACAUUCUUAAAAUGAACCUGAUGUACCAGUGCAGUGACGUGAAAUUACCAAGUGUCUCGGCGAGUACCGUACCACCCGCAGUCGCCCCGCCCCCUUCGGUUACUGUAGUUGACGACGGUCUGUUUUGGUUUACAGUUUCUAGACGCUUUCGAAAUUUCGGAAAUUGUUGUUUUGACUAAUUCGAAGACAGCGAUCACUUCAAACAAAAACUCCAAAGAAGUUGCAGAUUGCCGGGACCGCACGAACCUGUGCUGGCGCUGGAUCGACCGCUGCAAGUCCUUCUUCUUCGAGCAAAUAAUGAAGGAGUUCUGCGCGCUCUCGUGCGGCUACUGUACUCCCAAAGCGCUGCAGACGGCCAAGGCGGCGCCGCCCAACUACAGCUCCACUCUGCUCACCAAAUCGAGCACUUCCUACCUGCAACACGGAUGA
Messenger RNA from Caenorhabditis sp. 36 PRJEB53466, 3932 nucleotides. The record is from the annotation of a GenBank genome assembly. Lineage: Eukaryota; Metazoa; Nematoda; Chromadorea; Rhabditida; Rhabditidae.